GCAGCCAAUGGGGGAGCGGGCGGUGAGCCCGGCUCUCGCAGGGUGUGUGCGGGAGUGGUUGUCCUCUCGCUCGUGCCGCCGCUCGCUCCAGCCCAGCCCAGCCCAGCCCAGCGCGGCCUGACCCGCUGGAGCGCCGGUAACCGCCAUUCCCUCAGCAGAGCUACAGCUGACUGUUUGCCAUUGCUGUAGUCUAAUGUUUAUUAGGAAAUAGCACCAUUGGAAUUAAUCUGCCUCUCAGUGUGUCCUAACCUAUUCAAGAUCUCAGCUGUAGUGAGCUUAUGAGACAGAAGAUUUCUGUGUGACAAAUAGAUCUCAAGUCCACUUUUAAGGAGGACAGCUGUUCAGUUGCAGAAAACUCGCUCUUUUUGAAUGUUUGACUGUUACUGCCAAUUUGACUUCCAAGGUUUGCUGUUCCUUUAAAGCAAUUGAAGCACAGGAUUUCCUGUUCAGGCCUUAGUGUUCUAAACUGUUGUGGUUAGAAGAGGUACCUUAAUUAACAUACUGGACGCUCAGACUGAAGUGCAAGCAUAGCCUGUAAGGAAGAGGCAACUACUGUAUAACUCUUUCUGAAAAUGGCAGAAGCUCAUCAAGCAGUAGCUUUUCAAUUUACAGUAACUCCAGAUGGGAUUGACCUGCGAAUGAGCCAUGAGGCACUCAAACAAAUUUACCUAUCUGGUGUUCAUUCAUGGAAGAAAAAGUUCAUCAGAUUCAAGAAUGGAAUUAUCACUGGCGUUUAUCCUGCUAGCCCAUCUAGCUGGCUUAUUGUAGUUGUGGGUGUGAUGUCAACAAUGUAUGCCAAAAUUGAUCCUUCUUUAGGAAUAAUAGCUAAAAUCAACCGAACACUUGAUACAACUGGCUAUAUGUCAAACCAAACACAGAACAUCGUGAGUGGAAUACUUUUUGGCACAGGGCUUUGGGUUGCCCUUAUCGUCACAAUGCGCUACUCUCUAAAAAUGCUGCUUUCCUAUCAUGGUUGGAUGUUCGCUGAACAUGGCAAACUUUCUGCAGGCACCAAGUUUUGGAUGGCACUUGUAAAACUCUUCUCAGGACGUAAACCUAUGUUAUACAGUUUCCAGACAUCUUUACCACGUUUGCCAGUUCCAGCUGUUAAAGACACAGUCAAUAGGUAUCUGGAAUCAGUUCGGCCACUUAUGGAUGAUGAAGAGUUCAGAAGAAUGGAGGGUCUUGCCAAAGAUUUUGCAUUUAAUUUGGGACCAAGGCUUCAAUGGUAUUUGAAACUAAAAUCCUGGUGGGCCACAAACUAUGUUAGUGAUUGGUGGGAAGAAUAUAUCUACCUUAGAGGACGUGGACCGAUUAUGGUUAAUAGUAACUAUUUUGCAAUGGACUUCCUUUAUUUAUCUCCCACAACCCUGCAGGCAGCUAGAGCUGGUAAUGUUAUCCAUGCCAUCCUGCUCUAUCGGAAAAAACUGGACAGACAAGAAAUCAAGCCAAUUCUUCUGAUGGGAUCUACCGUUCCACUCUGCUCAGCUCAGUGGGAACGGAUGUUUAAUACCUCACGUAUCCCAGGAGAGGAAUCAGUGAUUGCAAUUCUAGAUACUCUCCAGCACGUGAAAGACAGCAAACACAUUGUUGUGUAUCAUAAGGGACGUUACUUCAAAGUGUGGCUGUACCAUGAUGGUAGACUAUUGAAACCCCGAGAAAUUGAACAGCAGAUGCAAAGAAUUCUUGAUGAUGAUUCAGAGCCUCAGGCUGGCGAAGAGAAACUAGCAGCUCUUACUGCAGGAGAUAGAGUACCAUGGGCUAAAGCUCGACAGGCUUAUUUUAGCCGUGGAAAGAACAAACAGUCCUUAGAUGCUGUUGAAAAAGCAGCGUUUUUUGUGACGUUGGAUGACAUCGAACAAGGGUACAGGAAAGAAGAUCCAGUGAGGUCACUGGAUGCAUAUGCAAAAUCCUUAAUACAUGGCAGAUGUUAUGACAGGUGGUUUGAUAAAACAUUCACUCUUAUAGUAUUCAAAAAUGGCAGAAUGGGUCUGAAUGCAGAGCACUCUUGGGCAGAUGCUCCUAUUGUUGGACACCUGUGGGAGAAUGUAAUGGCAACUGAGUAUCUUGAACUGGGCUAUUCAGAAGAUGGGCAUUGCAAAGGAGAUACAAAUCAAAAUAUUCCUAUUCCUACCAAACUACAGUGGGAAAUUCCAGAAGAAUGUCAAGAAGUGAUUGAGAGGUCUCUGAGCACUGCCGUAGCUCUGGCAGAUGAUGUGGACUUCAAUUCAUUUUUCUUUGAUGCUUUUGGGAAGGGACUAAUAAAGAAAGCAAAAACCAGCCCUGAUGCCUUCGUGCAACUUGCCCUGCAGCUUGCUCACUAUCGGGACAUGGGAAAGUUUUCUUUAACGUAUGAAGCUUCUAUGACACGCUUGUUCAGAGAAGGCAGGACCGAAACUGUUCGUUCGUGUACUGUUGAAUCAUGCAAUUUUGUUCGAACCAUGGAAGACCUAACUGAAAGUAAUGAAAAUAAGCUUAAGUUCUUCCGGCUUGCUGCUGCCAAACAUCAGCAUUUAUAUCGUCUCGCCAUGACUGGUGCUGGCAUUGACCGCCAUCUGUUCUGCCUUUAUGUCGUGUCCAAGUACCUUGCUGUAGAUUCUCCUUUCCUUAAGGAAGUUUUGUCAGAGCCUUGGAGGCUCUCAACAAGUCAGACACCACAGCAGCACAUUGAUCUAAAGAAGAACCCUGAGAUGUUAUCCUGUGGUGGAGGAUUUGGACCGGUGGCUGAUGAUGGUUAUGGUGUUUCUUAUAUUAUCUUGGAUGAAAAUUCCAUCCAUUUCCAUGUCUCCAGCAAAAUAUCUUGUUCUGAGACGGAUUCUCAUCGUUUUGGAAAAAACAUCCAAAAAGCAAUGGUUGACAUCAUGGGUUUAUUUAACCUUAGUAAAAACUGUACCAAGUGAUUGCCUUAUUGGUGCCAACCAAUCUCCUGUUGUUGGGAUGAGAACUCUUCUGCACAGUGAAUGAGAGCAAGGUUUCUCAAACAGCUGAUGAAGAAACUGAGUCAACAUCUUGAUCACCUAUGAAAACCUUAGCAGUGUAUCGAAUGUUUCUUUUUUUUUUCUUUUUUUUCAGUAGUUUGGAAGAGGUUAUUUCCACAAAGGAUGACUUUUGAAAUCUUGUACAUUUCUAGGGAUGAAGUAUAUUAUCACUGCAUGAAGUCAUGUAUAUUCUUAACUCCUGCAGUUUUCUCUUAAUUUGUAUACACUUGCUCUAUUUUUACUUAAAAUUAGUCUACUUGUAUUCCAGAAUCAAAGGGAUAAAACACACUGUCUUAAACUCAAAUACUAAGUUCGAUUUGCUAUGUAUUAAUAGCAGAAUGUUCUUCAGUGUAUCUGUUGCUUUAUGUCAAUGAAUGACAGAACUUGUGGCUGUUUACUUUCAUUGUUUUGUGGGGCAGGGUUUAAGGUAAUUUCUGUAAAACAUAAAAAAAAAAAAUCCCUGAUAUUACCCACUGUAACAUAUCAAGUUGUAGAAAUUUUUUGGUUUUUGGAAAAAAAAACCAUUGGGUAGUGCUACAUUGGGUACUAAAAUGUGUCACCUAAUUGGCAGGUAUCACAUUUUUCUUAUUGCUCACAAGCAUAUUUGCCACAUCAUUGAUCUUAUUUCCGUAUAAAUAAUUGAAACUGUGUGCUUGUUCAUGUGAGUGCCUUAGAAAAAGAAAGAUCCUAAACCCAGGAAAAAAGCUUAUGCUGGGAGUUGGUUUUACACUUAGUGGUGAAGGAGGUGAAGUAGUAGUAAUGCAGAUCUAGUUUUCAAAUUAUAAGAUGGGUUGAUGUGGCAUAAGUAGACUUGAAUAUGUUGCCAUAUGGUGCAGUUAGGCUUAAAGCUCUAAUGAAAUGCUCCCAUCUUAAAUAGCAAAGAGCAGUCCCUAUGAAAUGCAGGAAUAACGUUUUUCAGAGCUACAGUUACUCAUGUGUUUAUUUUGGUGAAUGGUAUUGGCAGUCGUUUGAGAUAAGAGUUUCUGGGUCCCAGGGAAUGUCAGUUUAGUUAAAUGCAACCUGUUGGAUAGUCUGUGAAGCAAUGCUGCCUGUAGAGGCUGAUAAUUGCAGUUUGCCUGCUUUCAGCCUGGAAGGACCACUACUGCAUUGGCAACUAUCUGCACGAGAAGGGCAAACUAUUAAAGCUGUGGAAAAUAGCUCCAGAAUGGGAAAAUCCUGGCCUUCUCAAACCCCUCCUGGGAGAUGCUCUUGGUCAAGCACAGUUUCUGAAGGAUACAAGGAAGGAGGAGGGGAAAGCUAUUUCACUCAAAAAGAAGCAUAAUAUUUCCAAGUCCAGAAAUAAAAUGGCUACUACAUAAUGGAAUAACUUUGUGCGAGAUGCUUCUCUUCCCCAGGCUUUAUAGGUGUGGUUACUUUUUACAUCCUGCAGUGCAGUAAAGUGUACCUGUUAGCGUAACAAUUUUAUGUUGGUUUUUUUUUUUUUUUUAAAUGUAAGGUACAUGGUAUUUAGUAGUACAGUGAAUGCUGCUCCAGAGCUAUGCUGAUUUUAAAAGACCUUUGGGGUUGAUAUAAAACUUCUCAUUAGACUUUGAAUGUUUUCUGGCCAGUAUUUCUAACUUUCCAUGCCUCUUCAUGUUUUUUUUUAACUCUAAUGUAACUAUUGAAACACCUGUGUAUGUAUGUUUGAGGUGGGAAGCCUCAUCCCAGAUGCAUCCUUAAACAAAUGCAUGCUUACAUAAAUGUAGGAGCCCUCACAGGAAUUGGCCAACGACACUCAUCAUUUGAUUAGGGUACAGUGUGUGGGAAAGGACACUUUGAAUAAGCCUUACUGCAGAUGGCAGGCCUGGCAUUUAUCAAACUACUCCAACAAUUUUGUAGUGAUCUAUUCUUUUGGAGCUGCAGACAUAAUGCACAGGUUUUUUGUUUUUUUUUGUUUUGUUUUUUUUUUUUUUAAUUGACCAGUGACCAGUCUGUGCUUAAAUUAACAUUAGGGCAUGUGAGCUUGUAGGAUUUUCUUUAAAAAAAAAAAAAAAAAAAAAAAAAAAGCUUAGAUUUGACUCUCAGGUUUUGAAUGUUUCAAGUCUAAUUGUAGUUAGUGCAGUUAUCAAUGCAAUUUUACGUUCUUAGAGAGUAAGUAUAAUUGGCACAGAAAGCUGUUUUUUAUUGUAAAUGUUUUAAACAUUUUGUUGUGUUAAAUGUGUCUUUUUUUAAUUUGGGAUAGGUCAUAAUUCCUAAGCAGAUAAGACUAUUUCAUUUUCUUUAAAAUGUCAACAGCAUGUAAAUAAAAUAUGCUUUUUGGAUGUAAAUCUUAGAAAUCCACAGUGAAUGUAGGUUAUUAAUAAAUAACUAAUUUAAAUCUUGAUGUUCAAUAUUGUGUACAUACAGUAGAACUGCUUGCUUUUUUGCUCAAAAGCCAUAGGAAUGUAACUGAUAUUACCUAGAUUUGAAUGAACCUUCUAGUACAGUGUACUUUAUAAUAAAGUAAAAUGUUCAUAUUCCAGAAAAACUAUUAAUUUGUUACUAAAACCUUGAAUCACUUAUUCUCAAUUAGUGAGAUAUUAGUGAUUUAAGAGCUCAAGUUAGGGUUGAGUAGGUGGGUUGGAUGAUAAUAAAUUGACCUGUUUAUUAAAUAGCAGCACGGAAUUGGUGGAAUACCUCAAAUGUGCAUUUUCCAAAUUUCUUAUUUCAGCUAUUUCUUGCUUGAGAUUAGGAGAGCAUUAAAAGUGCAUUUAGAGGCUACCAUUGUACAGGAUUAAUACCAUUCCAAACUAAAUAUUCUUUUAAGGGUGGGGUUUUUUGAGGGACUGAGGAAGUGUGUGCCUGACCUUGAAAAUCAUGGUUCUGAUUCAGCCUUUGUACCAAUUGUUUUUCUCAUAUAAAAUAUAUUAAUUUAAGCUAGGGGUUUUUUUUAAUCUUGUUCAAUUACUCUGCAUCUAUGGUUGGUUAUUUACAUCCAGCACUUUGUCCCUAUUUUCUACCCUCUUCUGGAACUUAAAAAAAUAAAAUAAAAUUUCACAAUUA
Molecule: messenger RNA, 5960 nt
Organism: Aquila chrysaetos chrysaetos
Lineage: Eukaryota; Metazoa; Chordata; Aves; Accipitriformes; Accipitridae
Gene: CPT1A
Product: carnitine palmitoyltransferase 1A
Exons: 22
Coding region: 573-2900 (775 amino acids)
Biological process (GO): fatty acid metabolic process; carnitine metabolic process
Cellular component (GO): mitochondrion
Molecular function (GO): carnitine O-palmitoyltransferase activity
Source: RefSeq, a predicted model, not a curated record